Lasiodiplodia theobromae is the source of this 312-nucleotide messenger RNA. Its product is annotated as Snare complex subunit. Bases 1 to 312 code for a protein of 103 amino acids. Gene Ontology annotation, biological process: intra-Golgi vesicle-mediated transport. Lineage: Eukaryota; Fungi; Ascomycota; Dothideomycetes; Botryosphaeriales; Botryosphaeriaceae. The transcript is spliced from 3 exons. The record is from RefSeq and is a predicted model, not a curated record.
AUGUCGGAAGCCUACGAGCGCGAAAGGCAGAACAACUCGCGCCUGGACGAGCUGGCCUCCAAAGUCUCGGCCCUGCGCGGCGUGACGAUCGACAUUUACGACAACGCGCGCGACCAGCGGGUGCUGGACAACACGAACGAAACCUUCUCCUCCUUCUCCGCCUCACUCAAGGGCAGCGCGACGCGCCUGACGCGCAUGGCCCAGUCGGGCAACAAGGUCGCCAUCCUCAAGCUCGCCGGCAUCAUUGCUGGCACUGUCAUCGUGCUGUACUGGAUCUGGGGUUUGGUCUUCGGGCAUGGGAGCUCCAAGUAA